CUAACAAGGUGGCCCCACCCACCAUCUUCCACCCUUCUCACCCAUCGUCUCGGAAGAAUCUUGAACUCGUUCGCUCACUCCUCGUCUUCCCCCACCCCACCACCCAUCUCCGCUCCAAAGGCGAGAGAUCCCACCGUCUCAUUCCAAAAAUCGUCCACAAAACCCAGCCCCAAACCCAUCGACCGAUUCAAAAGCUCCACGAAUCCCACCAAAUCCACCCCGAAUUCGCCACCGGAUGCCUCCAAUUUUAACCCAAAUCCCACAUCCCACCAGUUCAAAUCUGAACUAGCAGCCAUCCCCAUCCCCACUCUUGCAUUCCCCAGAUUCCCCACGCGAAUCCGCCGCAAUGGCCACCGCGGUCUCCAAAUCAAAAUCGCAUCCCAGGUCGCCCACAACCGCGCAGCCGCUGAACCCUGCCUCCGCCGCCGCGGCCGCUGGCGCGGCGCCGUCCAAGAGCGCUGCCAUGGCGGAGCUCAAGUCGCGCGUGCUCUCCGCGCUCGCCAAGCUCUCUGACCGCGACACGCACCACAUCGCCGUCGAGGAACUCGACCGCUUCAUCCGGUCGCCGCCGUCCCCGGACGCCGUGCCCAUGCUCCUCCACGCGCUGGCGUCCGACACCCAGGGGCUCGCCUCGCCGGCGCGGCGCGAGUCGAUACGUCUCCUUGCCACGCUCUGCGCGGUGCACCCCGACGCAGCGGCGCCGCAUCUGCAGAAGGUGAUGGCGCAUCUCUCGCGACGGCUCAAGGACACGGCCUCCGACUCGUCCGUGCGGGACGCGUGCCGCGACGCCGCGGGGCAGCUAGCGGCGGUGUACCUCCGGCCGCUUGCUGCUUCAGCAGCUGGUGAGGCGGGAAAUGGGACCGUCGCACUGUUCGUGAAGCCGCUCUUCGAGGUCAUGGGCGAGCAGAGCAAGACUGUGCAGAGCGGGGCCGCGGCCUGCUUGGCAAAAACAGUGGAGGGGGCAGGCCCUGGACCUGGUGUCUUGGGGAUGUUUGGCAAGCUUGGUUCCAGGGUUUUCAAGUUGGUCGGCGGACAGGGUGUGCAGGCCAAGGGGUCACUGCUCAAUGUCAUCGGAAGCUUGGCUCAGGUUGGAGCGAUCAGUCCCCAGAAUAUGCAACAGACACUGCAAAGUAUCCGUGACUGUCUUGAGAACAGUGAUUGGGCUACCAGGAAAGCAGCUGCUGACACAUUGUGUGUCCUGGCUACCUAUUCAGGUCACUUGAUAGGUGAUGGGGCUGCUCCAACCAUAGCUGCUCUUGAGGCUUGCCGUUUUGAUAAGGUAAGGCCUGUCAGAGAUAGCGUGAUUGAUGCUGUGCAGUUGUGGAAGCAAUUAACAGGUGAAGAUACAAAUGAAGAUGGUAAAACUAAGGAAGCAACUGGCAGUGAAACGAAGCUGGAUUCACCUAGCAAUAAUGAGAAAGCAAAGGGUAGUAGCAUAGCUGAAAAAGCAGCAGUUCUCUUGAAGAAAAGACCUACACUAACUGACAGGGAACUGAACCCUGAUUUUUUUCAAAAGCUUGAGACGAGAACCACAGAUGACUUGGCUGUUGAGGUGGUAGUUCCCCGCAAGACUCUACAAUCUCAUCUACAAAGCGAAGAUGAUCCAGAGGAAGUAGAUGGCGAUCCUGUUGGUGCAGCUAAUAGCAAUGGAUCUGCAGAUGAUGAAGGAAGUCUGACUCAAGUGCGGGCUAGCUCUAGUUUUCAAAAUGUUCGAAAUAAAUGGGCUGGCCAAAGAGGAAAUAGAAACAAAGACGCAAAGGCUAGACCAUCUGAUGUUGAAGAUAGGUGUGAAACCAGUGCAAAAGAUUCUGCACCAAUGACUAUACCAGGAGAUGGCCCAUUCAUAAAUAAUAAAACAAACUGGUUAGUCAUACAGAAGCAGUUAUCACAGUUGGAGAGACAGCAAACAAGUCUCAUGAACAUGUUGCAGGAUUUCAUGGGAGGAUCUCAUGACAGCAUGGUUACUCUCGAAAACAGAGUACGUGGUCUUGAGAGGGUUGUCGAGGAAAUGGCUAGGGAUAUAUCAUUGUCAUCAGGCAGGAGAGGUGGUGGUUCAACCUUGGGCUUCGAUUCAUCUCCUGGCAGAUCAUCUGCGAAAUACAAUGGGUUUCAUGAGUACUCUAAUUCAAAAUUUGGUAGGGGUGGCGAUGGAAGGAUAGGAUUCGCAGAUAGGUAUUUUUCUGCAGAUGGUAUGGCUUCUGGUGUAAGAAGCCCAUCCUGGAGACCAGAUUCUGAGCAAUGGGAUUCAUACACUUAUUCUGGAUCACGAAGCGGAAUGAAUUCCAGGAGAGGAUUAGAUUCUUUUUCAUCUGACACCAGGGUACCCAGAAAUGGUAACGAUCAAGCGGGUCCGAGGCGAGGAUGGGACAAAGGACAGGGGCCAUUUAGGUUUGGGGAGGGUCCUUCUGCUCGAAGUGCAUGGAGGGCCUCUAAAGAUGAGGCGACACUGGAAGCUAUUAGAGUAGCUGGUGAAGAUAAUGGAAGUUCAAGGGCUGCUGCAAGAGUUGCGAUUCCUGAGCUUGAUGGAGAGGCUUUGAAUGAUGACAAUCAAGGGGAUGGAAGAGGUCCACUUUGGGAAUCCUGGACUCGCGCGAUGGAUGCUAUUCAUGUUGGUGACAUGGAUUCGGCUUAUGCUGAGGUUCUUUCAACUGGAGAUGCUGAGCUACUUGUAAAGUUAAUGGAGCAAACUGGACCAGUCGUCGAUCAACUGUCGAACGAGGUUUCAAAUGAGGUUCUACAUGCUGUUGGACAAUUCCUUGUAGAAGAAAGCUUCUAUGAUAUAGCUUUGAGUUGGCUUCAGCAGUUGACUGAUCUGGUAAUGGAAAAUGGAUCUGACUAUCUUGGAAUCCCUCGAGAUGCGAAGAAUGACCUCUUAUUCGGACUUCACGAAGCUACUGCCAUCGAGCUGCCUGAUGAUUGGGAGGGGGCGACACCGGUUCAGAUAAUGAAGCAGCUAGCCUCAUCGUGGCGCAUCGAUCUGCAGCAGCUUAUCAAUUAGGGCCAUUGGUUGACGUGAGUAAAUUUCAUUUGUUCAUUAUUGCUGGUCUUUUUGUUUGCUCUGUUGCUAUUUACGAGUAUAAUGAUUAGAUAUGACAGAACGGGAGCGGAGGAGUGGAAUUGUGUGUUGGUGUUGGGUGAUAUAUGAUGUUGAUAUUGGUUUCCCUGCGUCCUCCCCUAUACUGAUAAUUUGAGAAAUCAUUUUUUUUUGGGUCU
Triticum dicoccoides is the source of this 3213-nucleotide messenger RNA. RefSeq names its product TORTIFOLIA1-like protein 1. NCBI's taxonomy places the organism in Eukaryota, Viridiplantae, Streptophyta, Magnoliopsida, Poales, Poaceae. Gene Ontology annotation, cellular component: cortical microtubule, transverse to long axis. Gene Ontology annotation, biological process: unidimensional cell growth; multicellular organism development; circumnutation. The transcript has 6 exons. The record is from RefSeq and is a predicted model, not a curated record. The coding region runs from base 347 to 2998 and encodes 883 amino acids. Gene Ontology annotation, molecular function: microtubule binding.